Messenger RNA from Indicator indicator, 3171 nucleotides. RefSeq names its product protein NYNRIN-like. The transcript has a single exon. Gene Ontology annotation, biological process: DNA integration. The record is from RefSeq and is a predicted model, not a curated record. Lineage: Eukaryota; Metazoa; Chordata; Aves; Piciformes; Indicatoridae. The coding region runs from base 1 to 3171 and encodes 1056 amino acids. Gene Ontology annotation, molecular function: nucleic acid binding; RNA-DNA hybrid ribonuclease activity.
AUGAGCCCUCAACGAGAUGAAAACAAAAUAAUAGAAAGUAUAAAAGAUCAGGUAUAUCCUGGAGUUUGGGACACUGAGCAUCCUGGAAGGGCCAAAAAUGCUUUACCGAUAACAAUAGAUCUUAAACCUGGAGCCCAACCAAUCAGGAUAAAGCAAUAUCCUUUAAGGAGAAAAGAUAGGGAAGGAAUUUUGCCCAUUAUAGAAAAAUUUAUAAAAUAUGGGCUGUUAACAGAAUGUGAAUCAUCAUACAACACCCCAAUUUUGCCCGUGAAGAAACCCACAGGAGGGUAUCGGCUAGUGCAGGAUCUAAGGGCCAUAAAUAAAAUUACGAGGGACAUUCAUCCGGUAGUAGCAAACCCAUACACUCUCUUAACUCGAUUAAGGACAGAGUUAGAAUGGUUUACCGUCCUGGACUUAAAAGAUGCUUUUUUCUGCCUACCUCUGGCCCCUGAAAGUCAGUCACUGUUUGCUUUUGAAUGGGAGAAUCCAGAAACUAACAGAAAAUGCCAACUGACCUGGACAGUGUUGCCCCAAGGAUUUAAAAACAGCCCCACUAUUUUUGGAAAUCAACUGGCAAAAGAAUUGGAGAAGUGGGAUCAGCCAGAAGGAGAUGGAGUCCUACUACAGUAUGUAGAUGAUAUCUUGAUAGCAACUCGAACCACAGAAGAAUGUGAAAAGUGGACUGUGAGUAUGUUAAAUUUUCUGGGACUUAAUGGGUAUCGAGUCUCCCCACAAAAGGCCCAAAUAGUACAGCAGCAAGUAACUUACUUGGGAUAUGAACUGACUGCGGGACAACGAGUACUGGGCCCUGAAAGGAAGGAAGCCAUAUGCUCCAUUCCACUUCCCAACACAGUAAAAGAACUCCGAACCUUCUUGGGAAUGACAGGCUGGUGUAGGCUGUGGAUUUAUAAUUACGGCCUGUUUGUCAAACCUCUUUAUGAAUUAUUGAGGAAGGCUGACAGGGCUCUGCAAUGGAACGGAGAAGCUAAACAAGCCUUCCACACUUUAAAAAGGGAACUGAUGAGGGCACCAGCACUAGGCCUACCUGAUGUCACUAAACCCUUUUUGUUAUAUUCCCAUGAAAGUCAGGGAAUAGCACUUGGGGUCCUCGCACAAACUUUAGGACCCUAUCGAAGAGCAGUGGCAUACCUCUCUAAACAACUGGAUGAGGUAAGCAAAGGAUGGCCAGGAUGCCUGAGGGCUGUGGCUGCAGUUGCAGUCAACAUUCAGGAGUCCCGCAAGUUCACAAUGGGACAGAAGAUCACAGUCCUGGUAUCACAUACAGUCUCUGCUGUGCUGGAAGCCAAAGGGGGACACUGGUUGUCUCCACAACGAUUCCUUAAAUACCAGGCUAUAUUAGUGGAGCAGGAUGAUGUGGAGAUCAAAGUCACUAAUGUUGUCAAUCCAGCCUCUUUCCUCCAGGGAAGUAAUGGAGAAUCAGUAAUCCAUGACUGUUUGGAAACAAUCGAGGCCACUUACUCCAGCAGACUUGACCUGAAGGAAGAACCCCUGGAGAUGGCAGAUCAUAACUGGUAUACUGAUGGAAGCAGUUUUGUGAUCCAGGGAGAAAGAAAGGCUGGGUAUGCUAUAACUACAGAAGAAGAGGUGAUUGAGGCAGAAGCACUACCAGGUAACACUUCUGCCCAAAAGGCGGAAAUAAUUGCUCUGACUAGAGCCUUGGAGCUCUCUCAAGGAAAAAGGGCAAACAUAUGGACAGACUCCAAGUAUGCCUUUGGAGUAGUGCAUGCCCAUGGAGCCAUCUGGAAGGAGAGAGGACUAUUGUCAACCCAAGGAAAAGGCAUUAAGCAUGCAGAAGAAAUAUUGAGGUUAUUGGAAGCAGUACAGAAACCAAGCAAAGUGGCUAUAAUGCACUGCAGAGCACACCAAAAGGGAAACAGUGGUCAAGAAAGAGGUAACCGGUUGGCAGACAAAACGGCUAAAACAGUAGCCAGGGAGGGGAAAGAGGUGGCAGAAUUUGUUUUGGUCCCAGAUGGUAAACUGACAAUUGAGCAAAAGGAACCAGAGCCUGUGUAUAACACAGAAGAUCAGAAAUUAAUUAAGGAUCUUUUAGGGACUAGGAUAGAGAAAGGAUGGGCUAGGACACCGGAUGGGAAAUUAGUCAUACCUAGUAACCUCCUUUGGGCAUUUGUUCAGAUGGAACAUGGAAAAACUCACUGGGGAGCUGAGGCUCUGUAUCGAAAGUUGGUUCAGGAGUGCAUAGCACGAAAAUUGUACACAACUGUAGAGCAGGUAACUCGACAAUGUGAAGUAUGUCUUAGGGCCAACCCCAAGGUGGCGAAAGAAGUCAAGCUUGGACAGAUUAGUAGAGGAAAUUAUCCAGGACAACAGUGGCAAAUUGAUUUCACUGAACUUCCAAGAAAGGGGGGAUAUAGAUAUCUUUUGGUACUUACUGACACCUUCUCUGGUUGGCCAGAAGCAUUUCCCUGUCGCACAAACAAAGCUCGGGAGGUUACCAAAAUAAUGUUACAAGAAAUAAUACCCCGGUUUGGGGUGCCUGCUACUAUUUCCUCAGAUAGAGGAUCACAUUUUGUGGCCAAGGUAGUACAACAAAUAAGUAAAAUCUUAGGAAUUGAUUGGCAACUCCACACUCCUUACAAUCCACGCUCAAGUGGACAGGUGGAGAAAAUGAACCAUUUAAUUAAGAAUCAGAUAAUAAAAAUUGGACAGGAGGCAAAACUCCCUUGGCCGCAAGCAUUACCAAUUGCCCUGCUGCGAAUUCGAACUAAGCAAAGGACUAAGGAGAGGUUAAGUCCAUUUGAAAUUCUAUUUGGAAGACCCUAUGUGGUGGGAACAAUGAAUCCUUCUGAACCAGGGCAGUUCAGAGAAGAAAUGUUGAAUAGGUAUGUUCAACAGAUUUAUAAGAAUUUAAACAUGAUUAACAAACAAGUGAUUGGAACCAAUGUGAGGGGACUAGACAAACCAGUUCAUGAUGUAGAACCUGGAGAUUAUGUCUAUGUUAGAUCUCUUUCAGAAAAUCCCCUGGAACCCAAGUGGACAGGACCAUAUCAAGUGUUGCUGAUAUCCUUCACAGCUAUCAAAAUCAGAGAGCAAGCUGCUUGGAUACAUCACACGCGAGUAAAGAAGGCAAAAGGCAGCCCUUGGAAAGCAGAAGAGCUGGGAGAUUUGAAGUUGAGAAUAACUCGUCAAUAA